Messenger RNA from Galdieria sulphuraria, 731 nucleotides. RefSeq names its product enoyl-CoA hydratase/ protein tyrosine phosphatase. Lineage: Eukaryota; Rhodophyta; Bangiophyceae; Galdieriales; Galdieriaceae. Bases 36 to 695 code for a protein of 219 amino acids. The record is from RefSeq and is a predicted model, not a curated record. Gene Ontology annotation, cellular component: endoplasmic reticulum membrane. Gene Ontology annotation, molecular function: 3-hydroxyacyl-CoA dehydratase activity. The transcript is spliced from 4 exons. Gene Ontology annotation, biological process: sphingolipid biosynthetic process; fatty acid elongation; very long-chain fatty acid biosynthetic process.
UUUUCUAUUCAAUUCUUUGUUUUGGUCGGGAAAAAAUGCAAUUGCGCCAAAGUUAUUUGUUUUUGUACAACUUUGCUUGUGCACUUGGUUGGACCUACGUUAUUUCUCGAGUCGGAAAGCUAGCCUCUAUCGGUUAUGGCGUCGAGAAUACUUAUUCAGUGAUCAAGCAGCCUUUUAUUUUUUGGCAGUGUUUUCAGUCAUUAGAAAUCUUACAUGCAGCAUUAGGAAUAGUACGAAGUUCGGUUAUUACAACGUUCAUACAAGUUGCUUCCAGGCUUAUCAUUCUUUUGGCAAUUGUAUGUAGAGUUCCAGAAGUGCAGCUUUCGGUAUUCUUUACAACGUUGACUGUAGCAUGGUCCCUAGCAGAAAUUCCCAGGUACCUACACUAUGCACUGUCCUUAACGGGAGGCCGUACAACAGUAGCUACAUGGCUACGUUAUUCGGUGUUUCUUAUCCUUUAUCCACUGGGAGCUGGAAGUGAAAUGUUACUUUUGUAUAAAGCCAUGCCUUAUAUAAGGGAUAGAGGCAUUUGGUCUUUGAAGUUGCCAAAUAAGCUUAACUUUGCCUUUGACUUUUACAAAGUUUGUUGGGUUUUAUUGUUUCUGUAUUUACCAGGUCUACCUUUCAUGUAUGCACAUAUGUUACGCCAACGAAAAAAGUAUUUAAGCAAUCAACAUAAAAGAAGAAGUGACUGAGGAGUCAUUAAAAGUAAUAAACUAUGUGAGAAUGCA